Messenger RNA from Pelobates cultripes (western spadefoot toad), 37777 nucleotides. The record is from the annotation of a GenBank genome assembly. Lineage: Eukaryota; Metazoa; Chordata; Amphibia; Anura; Pelobatidae.
CUUAUAUUUCUAAACAUGAGAAAUUGUACGUGGCUGAAAACCUGAAACAAACUCAGGGACUAUCCGUAGAGAUCUGGUACUCUUGGCAGAUAUGUUACAUGAUGUAACAUCAGAAAAAUGUAUAAUUUUGAGUAAAGCACGUGUGUCCAGCUUUUCUGAGUAUGUAGUAUUUCUGUUAUGCUAAUGAUCAUCUGCUACGCUGCAAGACAGCAUGCCUUUCACUUUAAUAUUAAUAAUAAUUAGCGAUGAAAAGUUUCUGUGAUUUACUUUUUAUCUCCUGUUACCAAGUAGAAAGAAAAACGUAAAUAGAAUUUCUUAAAACGCUGCAGUCAGGCACAGAGUGCUGAUGACUGGAGUGAGCACAUUUUUUGGCACACACACUGGAAUGCCACUGACUUUCUGUCUCAAAAGCACUUAGCAGAAGAGAGGGUGUGAUGGGAAAAAACCCCUCCUAGCAUAGGCUGAACCUGGUGACAAUCCAAGCAUAACUAACCAGCCCAUAGAGUGUUCUCAGCUCACAUAUCCACACAGAACUGUUAAAUACUAACAAGGAAACUCAGGCAUCACUUUAUUUUUCACUCGUAUGGUGUAGCAGUCAACGAGGCACCACACUCCAUACGGACCCAAUUCUCUGAUUGCUGUAGGCAGAAGGGCACUGUAGAUAAACUCUGUCAUGUUUAAUUAUCUGAACAUAAGAUUGGAUGGUUAAUGUGAAGGCAUAUCUUCAUUAAACGACCUUUAGAAAACUAUAACUAUCUCCCACUGUUAAUAGGUUCUUCUCUCUCCUGCUUAGAAGAUAAUCCACCACCAUGAAGUUAUGUGUCUGCCCCUCACUGCUUCUACUGCUCCUCUUAGUUCUUUGCCCGGCAUUGUCUGCAUGCCCGUCUCGCUGCGAUGUUUCAAGAUGUCCGAGCCCAAUUUGCCCUAGCGGGUAUGUUCCAGAUCGCUGCAACUGCUGUUUGAUCUGCGCUGCAGGAGAAGGUGACUUGUGUGGACGUGACAUAGACCCACCAUGUGGGGACAGUUUGCAGUGUAAACCGCCACCCGGAAAGAGAGGCAUCAAGGGAACAUGCCAGUGUAAGCACAACUACAAAGUGUGCGCCAAUGAUGGGCAGACAUAUGACAACUUGUGCCAAAUGAAGGUGGCGAGUCGCCGGGCACUGCAACAAGGACAUUCCCCCAUAGUACAGGUGCAGAAAGGAGCCUGUGAAUCGGGUAAGAGGGAAUGAAUGGAAAUACUUCCAGGUGUUUUUUUUUUUUAAAUGCUUAACUAGUAAAACACAGCAUUGAGCUACAAUUGGGUGACCACUGAUACAGAUAUGGUAAAAUAGAUUGUAACAGUCAUCGUAAAAAAAUAAAUGAUAUAUGAAAAUAGUUGCAAUAAUUAUCAUUGCUUAUAUGUGCUGUAUUUGUACGGACAUAAGGAAAUUGCGCUAAGAAUAUAGAACUUGUAAGGAAUAUGCCAUUGGAAAAUGUUAAUUGAUGCAUUUUAAUGAGAGAUCAACUGAUGUGUUAAAUUAUUUCCAUUUCUGAUCACACGUGUGCAGUUAUGACAUUUGCUAACAAUUUUUCCUAUUUGACUAAUAAAUUACUACCAAUGAUAAAUGCAAAAAGUAGUAAUUGUUUAGCAUCAAUUUAUUACAAUUUUUAUUUUACAUGUCUGUCUCGGAUAUUGUGGUAAAGGAUUACAAUGAAAUGCUGAGAUGUGUAAAAGAUUCACAUUCCAAAUGAAUGACGAACCCUUCUGAUAGUGUGCGGGACAUUUGUACUUUUCAUUGGGCCAGUAUUACUGUCAUGUCUGCAUUUUUGUAAACAUAAACUAUUCACCACAAAUGAAAAUAAUGUUAGACAGGAGAUCACUUUUCCCAGUUUCUGAGAUUCAGUUCAUGUGCAAUUCCUUGUGCCCACUGUAGAGGGCAGUGCAGCAUUGAAACUGGGUUCUGCAGACCUUGUAGAGAUGACGUUUUGACUCUUCAAGGAUUAAUGUGUCUACAUAUUUUUGUAAUUGUAUUCUCUAGGUUUUUAUUGUAAUAGAAAUGAAGGAAUGUGCAACAGAUUGUUUUUCUUUUUUCACUAACAGGGUUAUUUCCUGAAAUAACAAUGCAAAGUGAAUUUCAAAUUUAAGGCCAGAAUAGCUAAACUGAAAGAAUAGAUAACUUAGAGAAUGUGGUGUCCAGUUUGGCCACUUUGACCUUAAGUGAAAUGAAAAUUCACCUUGAAUUCUCAUUUUAGUAAAUAACCAUGUAAAUAUUAUCAAUACAUUUAUGUGGCUGUGCCAUUGACUGACCUACACGUUCUAAUCAGCUUAUGUUUUACAAAAAAAUUAAAAUAAAUAUAAAGUUUUCAUUAUAUUAGUACGUAUGACAUGCAUGAGUCAGUUGUGUGUCUUCACAAAAUCUUUCACUAUUUUUAUUACCAUAUUUAUUUGUUCUGCAAUGAAUACUUUAAUGCAGUUUUAAAUAUUUUAACCUCUUACCUGUUUUUUUCUCAUUUUUUUCAAGUGGUCUGGGUGCCAACUGCCACUACCCUUAACCCUGCAACUGUAAUUAUUGCAGUUUUCAUAAACUGCAAUAAUUACCUUGCAGGGUUAAGUCCUCCCCUAGAGGCUGUCUACAAGAUAGCCACUAGAGGGCACUUCCUGGUCCAUAGCACAUAGCUGUGUGAUGACCUCCAGCGUCGCUAAAAUCCCCAUAGGAAAGCAUUGAAAAGUAUUUUCAAUGCUUUCCUAUGGAGAGGUCUAAUGCGCAUGCAUUCAUCGUAACAGUCAUCGCAUUAGGUCUCCCCAGUCGGCGGGCGGGUUCAGUCUCCCCCGCCAGCUGACAUAAUGAAGGGGAGGAGCGGCGACGGAGGAAGAAGCAGAGACGUGGGAAAUGUCGCAGCCUCUGGUAAGUGACUGAAAGGGGUUUUCACCCCUUCAGCAACCGGGGAUGGGAGGUGGGAGGGAGAGGGGACCUGCAGUGCCAGGAAAACGGAUUGUUUUCCUGGCACUGGAGAGUCCCUUUAACCCCUUAACGACCGAGGAUGGUUCAGAACCGUCAUCUGCAUUUUUCCAUUGCCGACCGGUGACGGUCUUGAACCGUCCUAACUGUCUUAUGUACUUACCCGAUCGCUGUCAUUCCCCCGGCAGCGAUCGGUGUUGUCCGGUGUGUGGGGAGACUGCCUGCAGCCCAGACAGUCUACCCAUGGCGGAUUAGGACCUCUGUGGCCAUGUGAUCACUCAACAGUCUGCCUGCAGGGGGACUGUCUGUGCUGACAGGCAGUCUCCCUGCUAGUGUAAAAUCAUAAAAAAAAUUAAAGUCAAUGUUAAUAAAAAAAAAAUAAUAAUUAUAUAUGUGUAUAUAUAUAUAUAUGAUAUAUAGACAUAUAUAUAUAUAUAUAAUGUCAUACUAAGUGUAUUUUUAUAUUAAUAUGUACAUAUAUUAAUAUAAAAAUACACUUAUAAUUAAAUUACACACGUAUAUAUAUAAUAACUAUAUAUAUUGUAUAUAUAUAUUAUUAUAAAAUACAAAUAAUAAGUAGAUUAAAUUAAAUUGAAAAAAUUUAAAAUAAUGAUAAAAAUUAAAAAAAAUUAUAUAUCUAUAUGCAAUUUUAUUCUAAUUGUAUUUUGAUAUUAAAAUAUAUAUAUUUAUAUCAAAAUACACUUAGAAUGAAAUUGUAUAUAUAUCUAUGUAUAUAUAAAUAAAUAAAUAAAAAUAAUACGAAAUAUACACAUGUCCAUAUACAAAAUGACAUAAAUAAUUAUAUAAAUAUACACGUAGACUUCAAAUAUAUAAAUAUGCAUAUAUAUUUAAAUUCUAUGUGUGUAUUUAUGUAAUAUUUUUACAUAAUUAAGUAAUUUUAUUAAUUGCAAUUUGAGGGACCUGCCUGCCAACCCAGGCCAAAAGUCCAGAGAACUUAAUUUGCUAGCACUGUAUUUUACCCUGUAACUUUCUAUGACAUCCUAAAACCUGUACAUGGGGGGUACCGUUUUAAUCGGGAGACUUCGCUGAACACAAAUAUUAGUGAUUCAAAACAGUAAAACAUAUCAGUGAAAUGACUUUUUUCGCAUUUUUCACACACAAACAGCACUUACUGAUGAUAUAAUUGUUGUGAUACGUUUUCCUGUUUUGAAACACUAAUAUUUGUGUUCAGCAAAGUCUCCCGAGUAUAGCAGUACCCCCCAUGUACAGAUUUUAUAGCAUUUUUGAAAGUCACAGGGUCAAAUAUAUGGGUCAAAUAUUUUUACAUUGAAAAUGGCCAGGUUGGUUACGUUGCCUUUGAGAGCGUAUGGUAGCCCAGGAAUGAGAAUUAGCCCCAUGAUGGCAUACCAUUUGCAAAAGAAGACAACCCAAGGUAUUGCAAAUGGGGUAUGUCCAGUCUUUUUUAGUGGCCACUUAGUCACAAACACUGGCCAAAAUUAUUCAAUUUAGUUUUUUACUUUUUUCACACACAAACAAAUAUGAACGCAUAUUGAAUACCCUGGGUUGUCUACUUUAAAAAAAAUGUACAAGUGGGGUGUUAUUCAGAUAUUUAUGACAGAUAAUAGUGUUACAAUGUCACUAUUGAUACAUUUGAAAAAAUGUAUGUUUUGAAACCGCAAUAUCCUACUUGUACCUAUAGCCCUAUAACUUGCAAAAAAAAAGCAAAAAAGCAUGUAAACACUGGGUAUUUUAAAACUCAGGACAAAAUUUUGAAUCUAUUUAGCAGUUUUUUUUAUUCGCUUUUGUAGAUUAGUAAAAGAUUUUUCAAGUAAAAGUAAAAAAACAUGUAUUUUUUUCAAUUUUUCAUCUUAUUUUUUUUUAAAUUAAAUUACAUGAGAUUAUAUAAAUAAUGGUAUGUAAAGAAAGCCUUUUUGGUCCUGAAAAAAAUAAUAUAAUUUGUAUAGGAACAGUAAAUGAGAGAGCAGAAAAUUACAGCUAAACACAACACCACAAAAGUGUAAAAAGAGGCCUGGUGGCAAAUGUACAACAUCUCAAAAAACAGUCCAGUCCUUAAGGGGUUAACUCCUCAGCCACUGAGUUCAGCUCAUUCCAACUCUGCUGUUCAUGAAAACUCGAACUUGGAGGGAAUCCAAGCGGGUGACUAGAGUUAAUUGUCCUUACCUGUGUUUACUGAAAAACAGCAGUUUAAAAUGCAGAGUUUAGAUAAGGGGCAUGCUAGCAUUCAAAGUACACUAAGGGCACCAUAACAACUUCAUUGGAGUGAAAUUGUUAUGGUGCCUGAAGGUUACUGGUGCUGGCUUCCCUUUAGAGGUACAACCAUUCACAAACUGUUCCAUUACGAUCACUCUGGCCCAGAAAGUCAAAUUUAUUUUAAUAACUAAGUGUGCAAUAAAGACUACAGAUCCACAUGGUAAGUAGGGCCAUAGUCAUCAAAUAUGUAUAAGUCAUACCACUUUAAAAACGUGUUUGUUUACAGCUUCGUGUCAAUACCUAAAACAUAUUCUUGGCAACCAGUACUUUUAAUCGUAAUUGUAAUUUUAAGUAAGAAUGUGUAUAUAUAAUUAUGGUGUCUGAAACACUAUAAUAUGCAAUUUUUAAUAUCAUUUACAUUAUUAAAGUAUACUAAAAUAUCGAAAUAUAAACGAAUGCAAGCAAUUAUUGUGUUACAUGAAAAAUAUAAAAAAUUGUUUAUUUUCACAGCUCUUGAAAAUUGCAAGCAUAUUCUGUAAUACUUCAUUGCCCAAAAUAUAUUACAUUGUAAAGUCUAACACCAAACCCUACUAUUUGGCACCAAACACUCUAUUACAACUCGAUUAAUAGGACAUAUAAUAAAACCAGUGUAACACAUUAAAGGGACACUCCAGGCACCCAGAACACUUCUGCCCAUUGGAUUGGUCUGGGUGCCAACUCCCAUCACUCUUAACCCUGCAAGUGUAAUUAUUGCAGUUUUUAUAAACUGCAAUAAUUACCUUGCAGGGUUAAGUCCUCCUCUAGUGGCUGUCUAUCAGACAGUCACUAGAGGCAUCUCCGGGUUCUUAAAACACAAAAAGUGUUUUAAACAAUGCUGGACGUCCUCACUCAAUGCAUGAGGACCUCCAGCAUCACCAGAAUCCCCUCAGGAAAGCACUGAAUAAUGCUUUCCUAUGGGGAGGUCUAAUGCGCAUGCGCGGCUGUCUUGCCUUUAGGGGUUCAACCAUUCACAAACUGUUCCAUUACAAUCACUCUGCGCUGUGUCAUUCUGCUGCUCAGAAUCUUGGAAGAGGAAGCAUUGGACAGAGGCACCCUGUUAUGGUCCUCCCUCUCUCCUCAGCAGUUCUUAUGCAACUCCACCCCUUUUUAUGACGCGGCGUGUGCACGCCAACGUCAUGAGUUUAAUUGGAACGUUUUGGAGACAUGGCUACUCAAUUAAAAAGCCACAAUAUUAAUAGGCUCAGAGGGCUUGAAUCGUUGCCCUGCUGUGGUUUAAAGUUAUUUGUUCCUUUUAGUGCAUUUUACUGUUGACUGAUUUCUGGUUUUGACUUUGGCUGUGUUUUGUCUAUUCUCUUUUUUCCUUCCCUGUGACUCGGUUUUUGUAUUUUCACUAAGUUUGAUUUCUGGUUUCCUUGAUCUUGCGUGUUCCUGACUAUUCUCUGUCCUUGCUACGUUAGCCUGGUCACUCUAAGGUCUGGUAUACGUUACUGGUUCUAUUCUAUUACACACUGCUGAUUGGCUUAGAGAGUAAGCUGAUACUCUAAACCAAUCAGUAACUCUCCAUUCACAAAAUGGCUAGAUAAAAAUACAUUUCUCAAGCCAUUUUGUGAAUGGGGAGCUACUGAUUGGCUUAGAGCAGUGUCUCCCAACCCAGUCCUCAAGUAACCCUUAAUAGUCCAGGAUUUAGGGAUUACCUAAUUGUGUCUUAGAAAAAAAAAGUACACUUUAAACACAAUAGGGUAAUUCUUAAAUCUUGGACUUAUAGGGGGUACUUGAGUACUGGGUUUGGAACCACUGGCUUAGAGCAUCAACUUACGAUGUAAGCCAAUUAGCAGUGCCGCUGGCUGAGACCUCUUCUUUCAAGAUUGCGAGCAGUGGAAGGACAGAAGCAGAGCGAUCAAUGCUCAAUGCAGGAAUAAGGGGUUAAACCGUUCAUGAGUGGUCUAACCCCUAAAUGUAAGGCAGUGCCAGUGACAUUCUGGCACCAUAAUAACUUAAUUCAAAUGAAGUUGUUAUGGUUAUGUUAUGCUCUAAGUGUGCACAGAGCUAAAACUAAUAGUAUACCUAAACGUUACACGAAUGAAUACAAACACGAGAGGCACAAGACAUGUUAUUGCAAAUCAAGGGAAAGUUUUGUAAAUGCACUCAAUAAAAUGAAUUAAUGUAAUGUUGGCGGUCGCAUGGAUCCUUACAAUGUGUGGGCCUGCUCAACUUCUAAACUAAUACUGUCUCACUGGUAGUGGAAUGGUAAUCCAGUUUUAGGUCCUAAUGCCCUGUCCUUUGUACAUUUAAAGGAACACUAUAGUCACCUAAAUUACUUUAGCUAAUUAAAGCAGUUUUAGUGUAUGGAUCAUUCCCCUGCAAUUUCACUGCUCUAUUCACUGUCAUUUAGGAGUUAAAUCACUUUGUUUCUGUUUAUGCAGCCCUAGCCACACCUCCCCUGGCUAUGACUGACAGAGCCUGCAUGAAAAAAACUGGUUUCACUUUCAAACAGAUGUAAUUUACCUUAAAUAAUUGUAUCUCAAUCUCUAAAUUGAACUUUAAAGGACCACUCUAGGCACCCAGACCACUUCAGCUUAAUGAAGUGGUCUGGGUGCCAGGUCCAGCUAGGGUUAACCCAUUUUUUCAUAAACAUAGCAGUCUCAGAGAAACUGCUAUGUUUAUGAAUGGGUUAAGCCUUCCCCUAUUUCCUCUAGUGGCUGUCUCAUUGACAGCCACUAGAGGCGCUUGCGUGCUUCUCACUGUGAUUUUCACGGUGAGAGCACGCCAGCGUCCAUAGGAAAGCAUUGUAAAUGCUUUCCUAUGUGACCGGCUGAAUGCGCGCGCAGCUCUUGCCGCGCGUGCGCAUUCAGCCGACGGGGCGGAACGGAGGAGGAGAGGAGGAGGAGAGCUCUCCGCCCAGCGCUGGAAAAAGGUAAGUUUUUACCCCUUUCCCCUUCCAGAGCCGGGCGGGAGGGGGACCCUGAGGGUGGGGGCACCCUCAGGGCACUAUAGUGCCAGGAAAACGAGUAUGUUUUCCUGGCACUAUAGUGGUCCUUUAAUCACAUACAGGAGGCUCUUGCAGGUUCUAGCAAGCUAUUAACAUAGCAGGGGAUAAGAAAAUCUUAAUUAAACAGAACUUGCAAUAAGGAAAGCCUAAAUAGGGCUCUCUUUACAGGAAGUGUUUAUGGAAGGCUGUGCAAGUCACAUGCAGGGAGGUGUGACUAGGGUUCAUAAACAAAGGGAUUUAACUCCUAAAUGGCAGAGGAUUGAGCAGUGAGGCUGCAGGGGCAUGUUCUAUACACCAAAACUGCUUCAUUAAGCUAAAGUUGUUCAGGUGACUAUAGUGUCCCUUUAAAAAACAAACAAAACAUGUUGACUCUUUAAAUCUCUUUAAUGCUAUUCUUAUGCAAUCCACAUCCAAAAGCAACAAGGUAAGAACCAAUUGGACAAUUUAGAGGUUAAUACAGUAUAUCCAAAACCCUAGAUAGUCCUUACCUGACUGUCCGCUACUAACUGUAACACAUCAGUUAGUAUUAUUCUUCGGAAUACAAUACAAUAGUGAAAAUUUCUCAAACAUAAACGAUGGUGCUACAAUCACCUAGGUGGGCCACAAUCACCACCCUAAAAUACAGCAACAAACAAACGAAUAAACAAGUAAUGGUGAGAGCACACAAAUAAAUUAAAUUAAUACUACCCACAAAUGAUGUUCAAAUUGUUUGUUAGUAUUAUUCUUCUAUCUCUAUCCAACCAUCUACCCACACAAUGAAGCCAGCCAACUCCAUCACCCACUCUUCACCAAGUAAAUCCAAAUUCAGCCAAUCUUCAGCCAUCUUGGUUUCUGGCACACAGACAACCUACUGUUUGCUAACUCAGGCCAAUCCUUACCAUAUAAUGUGUUUUUAAUGGGGGCACUUCACAAACCAAGUGGGUUCUUGAGAUAUGUAGUUAAGUAGUUCCAUUUCUCAUGAAAAAAUAGUAGAACUGUUGCCCAACUGAUAAUUUCUAUGUCAGCUUAUCUGUAGCUCUAAUAAUGGUUUAACUAUUUAAGAAGUUGGGCAACUGGCCAUCCUGGUUUCUAUAGGACAUGGUUAUAGUGCCUGUCUUAGCCCCCUGACCACAGAGUAACAAAAUAAUUGUGUCCCCUAUUUGACAGUUCAGUGCCACCAUGAAAGCGGUGUCUAGGGACACUAGGGAUCAUUUCUAGAAGCUUUAUUAGAACUUUGAUCAAAGUAUCGCCAUCACUUGUUUGCCUUAUUUUGGUAAUUUGUUAGUGCAAUUUUCUUAAAUCUGAUAGAUUUUCUGUCAGAAUUAUUCCAUCACUAUAAAUUUGGCAGUCCUUCAAAAUGGAAAUUUCUGCAAAAACGCUAUGCUGACAUCACUACCACUAGCUGCCAGGGAGGGAUGUCAAGUAGGACUGUCUGGGGGAGGACAUGAGCUGUGUGAUAUUAGCCAAACUAAGAUAUGUGUUCUAAUGAUGCUCCAAUGAUGCUGGCAGAGAAGGGUACAUUCUGUAUCUGCAACUUUUCAUAGCAAAAUGCUGCACACACAGACUCCAGACACCAUGACCACUUCAAAUUGGUGAUGUUGUCAUGGUGCUUGGAGUAAGCCCUCUAACCACCACAGAAUAUGUUGAUAAAUACUGCACUACAGAAUAUUAGAAGCACCACAACAAUUACAGCAUGCUGUAGGAGUUACAGUGCCAGAAGUGCUCUGACAUCCCAAUUUCAAUAGACAACUCCUCCACUAAGAGUUAGCCUGGCAUUGCAGGGCUUAGCUCAUUGGCUGAGAGGGAUCAACUGACACUCUUUGCCAAUGAGUUAGUCCUGCAUUUCAGGAUUUAGCUCAGGAGAGCUAAUGGAAGUUCUGGCUAUCAUGGUGGAGGUGACCAAUGCCAGUAUCCAGGUAAGUUGUUAAACCUUACCCUAGAAGGUUGCAAGGGCACUCCUGGCACCAUAAAUACUAUAGCACAAUGUAGUGGUAAUGGUGCUUGGAAUGCUCAUUUACCAUUUACCCUUGCUUGAAGAGAGGUUGGGCAACAUCUUGUCCUUCACAUCUUCACAUCUUGUCCUGCUUGAAGGACAGAAUAUGCAUCACUAGUGAAUCUGCAAGACAUACAGAUUACAAUAUAUUUGAGUAUAUGGUAGCAAAAUGUGCUGAUACAAAUGUGGUUGUUGCAGGCAGUAUGCUCAAAAAAGGAACUGUGACCUCUCUGGUACUGACAUCCCCCACCCUUAUUAAUGCUAUUGGAUUUUUUACUGGGAUAAAAAGUGCAGGAACAGUACCCCAGUAUGAAAACAUUUCUCCUACAACCCUUGCAUGUGCCCUUGUUGUGUUCCUAUGAUGCUCCUUGCACUAUUGCAUCACAGUACCUCGACAUUGGUUGUUCCUAUUUAAUUUUAACAUGUGAGACAGUUUCAAGAGGAUCUUCUCAAAUCUAUACGCUCUGUGGUCAGUUCCAAUGGGGCAUAUAUGUGAGGAUGGACAGGAAAACUCAAACCAAGGUCUCUGGUCAAGAUCUUCAUAAAUUACUGAAAAAGCAAGCUGCACAAUACAGUUUGAUCACUCUAUUUAGCCAGCCAGUCAGCAUUCUGCCAUUUAGAAAAGUAGAAUGUCCACAUCUUACUUUUCCUCAGGUGACGAUGCCUAAUGGAAUGCUAUAUUCCAGACAUCAUUUAACGUGGCACACCAAUACAUGGCUUCGACUGAAUAUUUGUCUUCUUCCCUGCUCAAUAUAAAUUCCACAAAAAAGAAAAACAGCAUGGAAAACGGUGUGUGGAAUUUACACCUUCAACUGUGAAAAGGGUCAAGAGUUUAAUAUUAACUUAAACAUUUCUCAAAUGAUAAAAAUAAACAAUUGGUGGAAUUACAGCAACUAUUUCAAAAAGCUGGUAGAGGCGCACAUAAACUCGUAGCUUGCAACCAUCUUCUCCAGGAGAAACCAAACUAAGAGUCUAAAAAUGUUCUAUUAAAAUAUUAUGACAGUUUUUGUUGUUUAAAAGCUGGAGAGAUAAUAUUUUAUUAAUAUAAUUUUUUGACAUAUAUAUAUAUAUAUAUAGAACCAGCAGAUUCCAUAGUUACAGACAAGUCAUCUUAUGAAAAACAUUAUAUAAAAUAUGUUGUGUACAUAAAUGUGUACUUGAACAGAAGAAUGAGGGCACGGCUCGGUCAAGGUCACAGUCGUGUUGUACACUACCUUACCUUAUCCAUCUCAGUUUGGAGUAUUCUAGAAAAUCAUUGUUUAUUCAUUUUCAGAAAGUCUCUCUGAAACAGUCAAGACUGUUAUCUAAGUGGCCUUUUUAAAUAAUGAGGCUCCAAUUCAAGGCAACUCGAAGCUAUUUAUGACGCUUGUAGAAUGCUCUCUAAGAUGAGCUUUUCUCUGUGCGUAUGAUUUGGAGCAUUUCUUUAAUGUCUUUGGCUGCUAUGCCAUGAAAUGCUUGGGCCUCAUUUUUUUUCCAGUCUGACACUGAUCGUAUUCAUUUUACCAUCCUUGGGGUGUAAUGUUUGCCCAUGUGCAUGAAUUACUCAGAUCACUAUUAACAUACAAAAAAGCAGCUUCCUUCAAUCGAAUACAUUUGAAUGACAAAACUGAGGCUAAAAAAGUUAAGCUGUGACUAUAGUUGAAUUGAAGAAUUUUUCAACAUUAUCUGUUUAAGCUUCAAUUUUGCAAAUCAGAUUUAAUGUGCCAAAAUGUGGUGUUGCAAGGUGUCCUCUUUUUCUAAAGCAGGCUUCUUUGCUUAUGGCAAUUCAGCUCAGUGCGGUCAGUGUGUGAGAUGUAUAUGUACACCGAUAAGGAAGUCUUUUUCUGGAGUAGGGGCAUGUGGCUAAGGAGGCAGGCUUACGGUGUAGAAUGGAUAUUUUCUUGCCAAAACUACAAAUAACAAUGGAAAGUUGCAUAACCUCCAAUAAGGUGAAAUCAUAUCAAAUGUGUUAAAGUUGAAAGGGCAAAAGAAAAGCUCAGAUGCAAAGUGGUUCAUGCUGGUGCAAAGAGUGCUACUAAAGGCAUACAAACAUUUACAAAUGUUUAUUUUCCACUCAUUGUAACACAAUCACACUUUUUAAAGGUAAACAGUGAGUUAACUCUUAGGUAGCAUUGGGCUAAUACUUAUUACCUUUUAGAUACUGCAGUCACCUACUCCUCCUCAUUUUUCUGUGGAUAUACUUAAGUUGUGUUGGUGCCCAAAGUUUCCCUUUAAAAGUCAACUAUUAAUACAUUUUUGCUUCACCUCAGUUACAUUUUUGAGAACUAGUUUUUAUUCAAAAGGUCACUUCAACCAAAAAACAUUGUUUUCAUAAAAACAAAGUAACCCUUGCUAUGGUGGUCCACACCCACCAAAUAUAUAUUUUUUUAAAAAAAGAAUAAAGCAAAAAGGAACCACUUUUUCAGCACUGAGGCGGCGCCCGACCAUCCACAGCUGACAUCACUCCUCUUCACUAGAGGACAUGUGUGGCAUGGGUAGGGGUGAUGGAAUUACUGACCAUCAUGGUACCCUUUAAUGCUGCCCUAGGUGGAGUUACUCCUCUAGCAGCAGAGGGGUUUAUCUCCAUAUGUCCAAUGUAAAAUGCUGUACAUACAGACUCAAGGGACCACGACCACUUCAAAACAUUGAAGUGUUCAUUGUGCUUGGAUUAACCUUUUAAGUACUGGUUUUGAUGGCAACGAAUAUUCUCCUAUAUAAUUUUUAAUACAAAAAAAAAAAUGCAUCUUUAAAUCUAUUUCAAUGUAUUAUUAUUUCUAGUUAACAACAUCAUUCUGAACAGCAUAAAAGUUUACUAACCUCUUUUUACACACAUUAUCUGGCGUAUCAAAUUAGUAUUGGCGGUAUGAGUAUGAAUUUGUUAUCACUUUUAAUCUGCUUCGAUACAGAUUGGACACCUUAGCUGAGAAUAACAGGGUUUAGCUACUGAAACUCUCAUUAUCUUCCUUAUAUCAUGAUCUACGUCCUUGGAGUGUCUUUGUUGGAGAAGGCUAUUUUCCAAAUUCAAAAAAAAUAAUUUAAAAGAAAAUAAAAAUUAAAGAAAAAAAUGAAGCCGUCAGUUGCCUAGCGUAUACAGUUUCCAAGUCUCUAGUAAUAUAAUGGUUUAUAUGUCUAGAUUUUGUAACCCAUAAAAAAUGGUCUCUAAACUAUAAAGGUGAUAUGCCUAUUAGGAAGAUGAGUGAAAAGCAGAAAAGGUCUUUGAGGAACCCUGCUAACAUGUCUCACGAGGAAUGUACAGACAUGCUGUUAGAUGUAUCUAUUUAUUUAUAAGAAUUACUGUGUAACACGGAUGGUCUGCAUGUUUAUAUAGGUGUUCCUGGUAAAUAUUUGGAUUAUUUUGCCAAGUUUAAAGAGAUGUGAAAUAUUUCUUGGUUUACUCAACCAUGUAAUUAGAAAGGUUUCUUCCAAAAAUCUUGUGGGAUGGUAUUUUGAAAAAUAAAUAGUAUUGCUCAUUUUAUUAUCCGUAUAAAAAAAUGUACACUUGCACAAUCUGACAUAAAAAGCAUUAACAACACGGCUGCCCACGUAAAUACAAGGAAUAUACAUCUGUUCAGUACUUUGAAAAUGUUUGUAGUUUCUAAACUUAAUUUGCAUUAGUUCCACUUCCUAUAAUACUGUAAACUCAUGGGGCAGCAUCAAAGUGAAUACAACACUUCUCAAAAUUAAAUUAGUCACCUAAAGUAGCAUUAAAGAAACACUCCUUUCAAAUAUUUAAUUUUUUUUCCCUAUUUAGUAGAUAAUUCCCCAGAGAAAACAUACACAUAUUUUUCUGCAUGUUUUCUUUGGGAUUAUAUGGAGAGAAAAAAACAGCAUGCAAAAGCUCUUGAUCUGCUGUGUGCCAGUCUGUGCCAGUCUGUGCCAGUGGAUUGACCAAUCAGAAACUUCUCGUAGACAGACUCCAGACACAUACAGCACUUCAGCCAAAGUGAAAAAAUUAUUUAUUUUCUUUCUGUAAAAAUGCUGAAAAUUCUUGUCUUUGGAAUGUUUUUGACUUGACAGUUUUUUUUAUUCAUUGUUUAUUUCAAAUGCUUACAUUAAAGGAACACUACAAACAUCAGUGGCGUCUCUAGGAUUCAUUUUUUUUUGGGGGUGGGGGCACAUGGUGGGCCAAGGACAAAAGUAGGGGGGCAGUUAUAAAACAUCUAUGUGUGUGUAUACACACGCUCCCUUAAUCCCUCUGCAAACUGCAGUCUCAGCCAGGUAGGCAAUGUGUCACACCUUAGAUGUAGCCGCACUGCCAGUUCAGCUCGCAUCUACCCCAUGGAUUGAAUCCAUGUCUUUUUUGCCCCCUCUACCAAACAAGUCACUUUUCCCCUCCCUUUCAAAGGGGGCACGUAAUGAUGUAGGGGGGGCAUGUCCCCUCUGCCCCCCCCCACCCCUCCCAGUGAGACCACUGCAUUAACGUUAGAAAUACAACUGCUAUAGUGUUCCCCCUACCAGUGUUGGUGUUCCCACCCUCUGGGAGGGUUUACGUAUAUUACCUCACCACAUAGUCUCUCUGUGGCUGCUCUGUCUCUCCACAGAGAAGCAUUGGGAGGCUAUGGUGCAAUUAAAUGCUCUCUAGAAGCAUAAUUUGAUUGAGAAUCAAGUCUGACUCGGAUCUCACAGUGGAAGCACCUUUAGUGGCUUGCAGGAAUGGAAACAUUAGUUUCAUCAAAAUGACAAUGAUUUACAUUGCAGGGUUAAAACGAAAGAGCCACUGCACCCAGACCGUUCAUUAAGAUGGAGUGGUCUGGGUGCCUUUAGUGGUCAUUUUAAAUAAUUUCUGUGAUGAGUUCAGCUUGGUGAGGAGAAACCGGGUUAUUUCUUAUUCUGUGAUAGCCAGUUGGAUUUGUUCAGUUGGAGGGAAGCAAAUUCUAUAUAUAUCUAUCUAUCUAUACUAUCUGGAGCUGAACAGAGCCACUACAGACAUGCAGAUGGGGAAGAAUAGCUGAUAUGGGUUUUUAAAUCUUAUUCACUGUGGGGACAUAAUCCCUAUAAAUUACUGAUUGUGGAAACAUAUUAAUGCAAGCUUUGCUAUUUUGGAACACGGAGAUGCUGUGUGCAUUUACCAUCGCUAUGAUAUGUCUCUGGCUUCCUAAUUAUUUUUGUCAGUUUUAAGCUCUUAUGACAGUGGCGUCAUCUAACAAUGUUAUCUGUAUAUCUGAUUCGUAGCAUCAGCAAUCACAUGAACAGGAAAGCCUGAUAUAACUUAAAGUGUUUAGAUUGAUUGCUCUUAUCAAUGAUCACCUACGUUCGAAAAUUGAUUGCAGUGCGCAUUAACAGAUGCUGCAAGUUCACCUUGUGAUGUCCUUGACAUAUCGGUCGUUUAGAAAGGAUUUCAAUGAUGGUCCUGACAUGUCAACCUGUCUUUAGUAGGCUUUUCCAUCACAAUUUCACUUCGAGCUUCAAGUACUGUAGCAAAAUUCAGUGGAAAAAAGCAGUGAUAUUCCUGAAGAUUCAAUUUUCGUUAUAACAUUUUGCAUAGUUAGAGUAAAAAGGUCAUUUGAGGUUAUGUGCACGCAUAGAUUUGUAUGCAGACAUUUUAUCCAAGAGGAAACUGGAAGACUGUAAUUAAAGAAAGCCUGUCUGUGUCUUGAAACGUUGAACAGAAAAUAUUCUUACUAACACAACCAAUUUUUUCUGCCAGUAUAGGUCAUCAACAUCCCAACAGUCCAAGAUACAAAUUUAACUUCAUUGCUGAUGUGGUUGAGAAGAUCGCGCCUGCAGUUGUCCACAUUGAACUUUUCUUAAGGUAAUGUUUCAUUUUAUUUGAUGUGUUUGACAAUUUCGGCUCAAGUGGAAUCAUAUUUUAUGUUCAAGACAAUAAAUUCUUGGGGGGGAAAAUAACUCUGAGACAAACUCUAGGAGUUUGAAACAGUAAAACAUGUCAAUCACAAAUGCUCUCAAAACUACCCUUUCCACUAAAUGAAAAAGGCAUUUAUCUUUGGGCUUAAAUAUUGCAUUACCGACAAGCAUGUCCCAAGUCAUUGAUGUCAAGCUACUGAUUGUUCCUAGUCUUAUCAUACGCUAGUCUGGAGUAAAAGAAUUCUCAGAACAAGUUUGGAGAUCACUCGAUGUGUGACCUGAGAGUACAGCAGCUAACUCUAGUAGCACAUGCUGGCUAUUCUUUGCUAAAAAUAAACAAUUGAAGAAAUUGUAACUGCCCCAUUAAAAAAAUGUCAAUUCUUUAGCUUCCAUAUAGGAAUUAAGUAAAGCCAGUGGAAACAAAGACACAAUCUUUAUUUGGCACAUCAUGGUAUACUGAUAUAAAAGGUGAUUGAUGGUUAUGCAAACUCGUGAUUUGAAAAAUGGACCAAUGUAUUUGUCCAGGAUUACAAACUGAGUUUCCUGCAUUUGUACAUAUCACUUUUAUGAAUGGGGAGCUACUGAUUGCCUUAGAAAGUCUGCUGACUACUCUACACCAAUAAGUAACGCUCUUUUUCGAUAUGCUCGAGCCUUCCAUUAUCUAGGAUUUCAGAUAGUAGAAGGACAGAGGGCAGAGCAGUCCAGCGCUGAGACACAUACUUUGGGGUUAAAGCAUUUGUGAGCGGUUUAAAGUCCUAAAGAUGAGCCAGUACCAAGGACCUUCUGGCACCGUAAUAACUUAUUUUCAAUGAAGUUGUUAUGGUGCCCAAACUGGCCCUUUAACUUUAUCCAUAUCCUAGUUAAUCUUAAUUUAGAACAAAAAGAUUUAAAAAAAGCUUUUUGACAGAAAAGAAUAAUUUGCUGGUUGGUUUAAUAUUACAUGUUCUAAAUGUACUUUGAGAUAAGUAAGCCCUGUUAGAAAGCUCCUAUUAUUUUCGACUUGAGCUCUGCCAAAUACCGCAAUGCAUGCUGUGAAACAUGACUAUUUAAUGGGACAGCCUAUGCACAUUUUAUUAUGUUGACUUUAAACUUGGAAAGAAGAAAUGGAGUUUAUUUUACAAUGGGAAUAAAAAAAUUAUUAUCAAGCAUUAAUAAAUAGAGCCAGACCGUAGAUUGGUGUUAUAUAAAGCCUUAUUUAGGGAUGUCUGAUUGUUUCUAUAGCCACAUGGUUAAUACAGUGCCGUUUCGGGAAAUAAAGUGUAUUCGGUGAUUUCCUUAAAAAUAAUUUCAGCAAAGAAAAAAAGAUUGCUUUGUGUUGCAAUAAUAGAUGUGAAAGGCUAACACAGCGUUACAGGAGUGAGAGAGCACAACGGAUCAGUAUAGCACCUUUGCUAGCCAAGCACUGUGUGGGUAUGAUUAUGGAAUGAAGGCUACAAUCUCAAUAUUCUAAUAGCCUGACUCAUUGGGAUACUUCAUGGUGGACCACAGUAGCACACCAGUUUUCAUAGGUGGCAAUAGGAAAGAGUUUUCUUCUCUUGGCUAUACACAGAUCUGUCUGAAUAGUUAUCAUAAACCUUUUAUGGAGGAAUUGGUCCAUCACUUAGUAAAUAUAUAUUACGCAAUUAUGGAGGCCUUGACACAUAUAGUGUAAUUGCUCAAGGAGGGAUUGGAUGGUACAAGGGUUGAAAACUAUAAACCCAUCUGGCUUUUCAACUCAGAUGUUUUAGUGAAGGUGCUAGCCAACAGGCCCCUUCUAAAAAGACUGAUUUAUCCAGAUCAAGUAAGAUUCUCCCCAGACAGAUAUUUAUAUGAAAAUAGAAGACAAAAUACUUACCUAAUGGACAUCUUACACUGAAAAUACUUGCUUCAUGUUAUUUCUGGACAUGAACAUAUAAUUUGACAGAGUGGAAUGACCUUACUUGUUGGUCUUUUAAGUACAUCCUCCAGACCGUACCUAACACUCUAGGCGAGUCACUUUACCUCUAUGCUAACUUGAGAGCCCAAACCAUUGUACAUGAUUUCUCAUCUCUGUGAGUGCUUACACAUGCAGGUGAUGUUUGCUCACCCUGUCCAAUUCUGUAUCACCCAUGCCCACCUUGUAGAACUUACUUACCUCUUUACAAGACUAACCCUUAUUAAAACUAAUUAAAUGCUCUGAAAAUUAUUUCCGAAGAAAUUAUUUUGCCAAGAAUGUCUAAGUACAUGUCCUUGAUCUAUUUGAUCGCAAAUAGCUGAUGACAGUUUUAUAUGGAAUUAUAAAGCACAGGGUUGCAAGGAAGAUUAUUUACUGCCCAGCGUAUUCAGAGGUCUGUGUCUGCCCAAUUUCUUUAUGUGUUAUUACUUGGCUUCAGAUUGCCACAUGGCACAGGAUAGGGGGUGGAUAGAACUAAUCCAAUCUGAUGGGCUCUAACCUAAGAAAGUUUUACAUGUGCUUACACAACUUUACUGAAGCCUAAAUACUCCGCUCUAGUCAACUCAAUGAGGAUCUGCAAUGCUAUUAAGCUGAAAUACUCAUUAUUUUGUUUGCCCAGCGUUUCUGUAACAAAGGCUUGCUUCCAUGGAUGAGAUCCAGGGACUUAGAAACUAUAUAAUCUGUAAGGAUAGAAAUAUAUAGGAAAUAUAAAUGAUAUAUAUAUAUAUGUAUAUAUAUAUAUAUAUAUAUAUCUCAUUCAACUUAGCCCUAGUGAUUAUCAUUAUUUACAUUUUUUUAUUAUAAACAAUUAAUAAAAUCACACGGACAGUAAGGAGAGCCCUAGUGAUGCAUUGGUUGAAGGAUAUGACCCCUUCCCUUUGUGAGGUUUAACAUAAGAAUGAUGGAUAAACUGACAGCAAAAGUGUACAAUACUGUUCAAUCCAUCAGGCCUCUGUUUAAUUUGUUUGAAUCAGAAUCAGAAAUGCUUCCAUUAUGUUUUUGAAACUCUUCAAAUUAUUUAUCAGUAAAUUCUAUGGGAAUGAUUGUAGACUUAUCACUUGGAAAGUUUUUCUUUUUUUUCUUACAGAUUGGAAUAAUUUCUGAUUCUGAUUCAAACAAGUGAAAUCAAUGUCUUAGUAAGGUGUGUUUAUUGUGGGGAAAAUAUAAGUAUUAACUAUUAAUUUUCCAAUUUGUAAAAAGAUCUGGCAGAGAUUAUGCUUUUCAUUACUUGCUUUUGUUACAGUUUUGUUGUUUAAUCUUUGAGGGCAUAUAGCCUCUUUCUCAGAUAUUAUAAUGAGACAGCACAGAUCGUACCUGUGAUACAUUUGAGACAUUGCAUUUGUUUCCUUGUGACUAGUGAUGUCCCGAACGGUUCACUAAGAAUGCAGCUUCAAAAUGGAUGCUGUCCAGGAGGUGGGAGGGUCUGGGAGGGAGGGUCUGCUGCUGAUUGGCUGGAAUGUGUCUGCUGACUGUGAGGUACAGGGUCAAAGUUUACUCAUUGAUGAGUCCGUGGCGAACCGUUCGUGGCGAACCGUUCGGCGAACCGUUCGGUGAACCGUUCGGGACAUCACUACUUGUGACACGUGUUUAGAUAAGUUGUAUGUGAGUACUGCUAUUUGUAUUGUCUGUAUCAAAACAAAGAAUUUAAAAAAAGUAACAGUGAUCGAGGAAAAUUAUGAAUAACUUCUUAACUCCGAGCCUCUCGGCCAUCACGAUUUUCGGGUCCUGUCCCACCAUCCUAACUGUGUUCUCUGAAUAUCACAAGCACAUCAUUAGAUUCACGUGCGCUAUGCUCAGGUCAAUAAGACACUUCAUAGGUCACUGAAACAGUGCUCUCUGCAUGUCUACUCUUAGUGGGUCAGCCAACUUGAUUGGCAGGCAGUCUGGUUUGUUUUCAAUUCUAAGGGCAGACCUGCAAAUUGAUUCACUGACCCCUAUUAACCCUCUCACUGGUGUCCCCUUCACAAGAUGCCGAGGUUGGGAGAUAUGUAAUUCUUACGUGUUUAAACGCAUACUUCUUCAUGUAGAUAAAUAUAUAUAUUUGGUAGUUAAAUCACCACAAUUCACUGUUUAGUGAACAAGCCACCAAGACAAGAACCAUAUUUAACCGAUAGGAAUAAAAAUGUCUUCCUCUGUUGUCAUGGACCCAGGGUUUCAGGGUUGGGGUUCCUCUUGCUUGGUUGGGAGCAUUUGUUGUUUCAUCUUCUUUGAACCUUAUGGACAAAAUGGAGCUGAGUGCUUUGGUGGGGCUGAGAGUAAUGUGUGGACUGUUAAUUACCCUAUUGUAUGCAAAUGACCCUCUGUGGGUUUAACUACCUCUGCACACCUGCAAUAAAGUCAGUUCUGGUUAUCUCCUACAUGUAGUCUCGACUCAUGGUGUGGGGUAAAGACUAUAAUCACUGCUAUAAUCACUCCCUAUAUUUCACCUCCGAAUGCUACUAAUGGCUCCCGAAUACUUCGACUUGGUUAUAUUGGAUGUAUAGGAAGCCGAGAAGUAACAGAGGUACUCAGACGGAAAACCCAUAGUCUAUUACAAAUGUCAAGGAAAACACUAUUUAGUAAUAGGAGUAAAGGUUGACUUUCAAUGUUGUGUAAGACCGUGACAUUGUCUGUAAUGAGAUAAAGUUAAUAAGUGUUGUAUAAUUUUUCCUAUUUGUCUUUACAGGCAUCCUUUAUUUGGCCGUAAUAUUCCUUUAUCAAGCGGAUCGGGGUUUAUUAUAUCCGAUAUGGGUUUAAUUGUGACCAAUGCCCAUGUAGUAACGACAAGUAGCAAUGCUGUUUCUGGUCGCCAGUUUCUCAAAGUGCAGCUCCACAAUGGAGAUCCAUACGAGGCUACAAUUAAAGACAUUGAUAAAAAGUCUGACAUUGCAACAAUCAAGAUAUUUCCUAGAGUAAGUCACUGCAAAAUGAUUAUUUUAUAUUAUUUAUUUUGUUUUACGUAUGUAUAUAUUUUUUCUUUCUUCUGGUAAAAUGCCUUAGUGUAGAUGAUAUAUAAGAGCAAAUCUGUGCAUAACUCAAAAUAAGGCGCAAACGUACAUGGAUUUUUCACAAUGAAAGUAAGUUUUACAACUUUCUUAAUGGUAUGCGAGACAUGCUAAGGCAUGUGCAGAAAUAUCUUCUUCUGUUAUCCUGUGACUCUAUGUCCCUGUCUUACAGAAAGACUAUAUGUAAUUUAUAUCCAAAAUCCAAAUAUCAUAAAUGAUAAAGCUCUCAUUGACCGGACACAGGCUUUCCGUAUACCCACUAUCAUGAUUAUUAUGGACACUUACACAGUCCGCUUAUUUAUUGUCAUUCAGUUUUCAGUUAUUGUGUUUCUUGAGUCUCAAAAUAUAGGCAGAGUUAUGUCAUCAUGUAACCAUCUGUUAUAUGAUACUCAAUUCAUCUGUCCCUAUAUUAGAAAAUGUAUGUAAGAAAAAUCUUGAAAAUAUAAAAAUAUCUUAAAUAUUCCACAGUCACAGUUAUACUGUUUAUUAAUUCAAUGUUAUGUAAAAAGUAACCAAAAUAAGGUAAAUAGAUAAACAGGGUAAUUUCUGGGAAUAUUUAUUGACAAGGUUAUUCACUAAAGCGAGAAUUGAAUGAGAAUUUCAAAUUUAAAGGGACACUCUGGACUCCUAAAUCAUUUUAGCUUGCCGAAAUGAUUUAUGUGUGAAGAAUGUGUCAUCUUCUUUUCAUUUUACAAAAAGAGCAGAUUUCAGUAGAAAUUGGCAUGUGUAUAAAUUAACCUGGUUACACAACUUGGCUGUCAAUCAGACAACUGGUCAUGUUACUUCCUGGUUGUUUAGCUGAGUGGAACUAAACUUAAGAGGCAGCACAUGUCCAGAGUUCUGUUUGUAUAUAAGCUGUUCUCCGUUCAGCCUGUACACAGUCAGCCCUCAUGUAAAUCCGGCCUGGGAUGUUCUCUUCCUUUAGAUUGGAAGUUUGUUUUGGAAAAGCCCAUAUUGUUCCUGUGUGUCAAUCAUGUUUUGUUAGAAUAAAAUUUUUGGCUUAUUUCCCACUAUACAGCAUUGCUGAGCAUGUUGGCGCUAUAUAAAUAUUUGUAAUUGUAAUAUGAAAAACAGUGCUGCUCCCUGUGGAAUAUUUACUAAGUAGUUAAAGGAAAAAAUGCACAUGUCUUAAGGUCGUAGAUGUUAUAUUCCAAUAUUACAGAUUCCUUUUCAGUAGCCAAAAAAAAAGAUGUCUCAGCUAUUUGUUUCACGACAGGUAUCCUAAUAGAAUAGAAUGUGCUUGCCUGUAAUCAUGUUUUACAUUCUUUGUGUCUAGAAAAAGUUGCCAGUCCUACUCUUAGGGCACUCGGCUGAUCUGAGACCCGGAGAGUUUGUUGUAGCCAUUGGCAGCCCGUUUGCAUUACAGAACACUGUCACAACUGGUAUCGUUAGUACUGCUCAGAGAGAUGGGAAGGAGCUCGGCUUGAGAGACUCUGACAUGGGUUAUGUCCAAACAGACGCCAUCAUUAACGUGAGUUCUAUUAUCACUGUUUUAUGUGUGCAUGUAGGUGAAAAACCAAAUAGCUUGCCCUUCAAUUAGUUCCCAUUAAGGUCUUGUAAAAGUUUUUACUCGUUCGUGCUAUUAGAGAGAGCCUAUACCAGUUGUUUAUCAGACUUAUACCACCCACAAGAGGAGUUCAGAUCUCCCAACAAGUCCCCUCUGCAUGAUAAAUUCAGAAACCCCUAGCUAUCAAUUUGGCCUUUAUUUGGCCUGAUCAGUGAGUUGAGGGAUCUGAUACGUUUCUAGGCAAAGUCCAAGUCUGGAUCAUAUGUUUGGCUUAUGGAGUGCCUAAUCUUAUGCACAUAAGCCACAACAGUCCUGAAUGCUCUCAUGCGUUCUGCUACAAUAUAUGUGUUCAAGGCUAACAGUGUUAUCCAGAUGAGGACACCUCACUUUCCCAAGAAGGUGAUCAGCUACCCUACACUCCCCAAGCCCAAUGAAAGCAUGGAGAGUGUGGACUGCCAGACUGCUCAUUUGUGUGGGUUUAGCCUGGAAUGCAAAUUAUAUAGACUUUUAUAGCAAUGGUGCAUAUGGGGUAAAGAGUGUUUGAGAUCCAAGCAGAAACUAACUGAAGAAAAAUCUAUUAUUUUAUUUUCCCAUUCUCUGUGUUCUCAUGGCUUCUGUUUUUGGUUUUCGAUGUGCAAAACAUUGUGCAUUGCUAUACCUCUAAGUAUAUCCUUUGUUAAAAUAUCCUUAUAAACCUUAAGGAGUUUAUGUUCCCUCUUCGCCAUUGUCCUCUCUGCAUCCCUCUACCUUUGACUGUCUCAUUUUUCACCUAGCUGCAUUUUCAUCUUAUCACUUAUAACUGCCUGCAUCCCAAAUGGCCAUCCCCUCCUCACCUAGCACACUCUUAGCAUGUGCCUCGGCCAGCAUCCUAGUUGGCAGUGCCCUCUUUGGCUGACAGCACCAUCAACAUAUAUACUAUUGUCAGCAUUUUCAAUCACCUAUUUUCCCCUGGCAUAUACAUCCCCUGGCAUCAUCUAUUGUCCUGUGCUUUGUUUAAUGCAAACCUAUUUCAUUAGCUGCACCUACUAAUACAACACCCAUCGGCCUGUGCCCUCAUUGACGCAUCCUUUUGUGCUUGGCGCCAUGCAUCACAUUAUUAUAUACUUCAUCUGUUUUCCUUCCAUUCUCUGACAGCUAAUGGAAUGGCAGUUCAGUGGCUCAAGGUCAAUUAAUUAUAUAUAUAUAUAUAUAUAUUUUUUACUAUUUUAAAUUAUCACAUUUAAUGUAGCAUAUACAUACUGCAUGUUUAAACCAACAUUCCGUACCCUUUAUUGAAUAAUUAAAAUUUCUUGGCAAUUGUUCUUGUUUUCUUGACUUAUCUCACCCAUUUAUAUCUCGCUGUAUAUUACAUGAAAUAUAACUGUAACUGACAAAUGUUGCUCGUUACGAACGUAUUCGAAUUGCCACUGAGGUCACCUGUUAUUUUAACCUUUUAAGAAACUUCAUGGAAAGAUUUGUUCCCACAGAUGUUUUGAGGGUUUAUUUUAAUACUUUUUCCUGUGAGAACUCAGAAUUAUUAGUUCCAGCUAACAAUGACACAUUAUGUAAUGUACUUAGCCAACACCUGGGAGAGACACAAGUCAAAGUUUUGAGGUAUAUUUGCUAAACAUUGAACUGAAAAACUAUUAUAGCUUAUAUUUUGUAUAUUUAGGGAUUCAGUCAAUUUGGAGCAAUGAAGUCCUGCAACAAAAGAUUUUAUUGCUCCAUACGCGUGUACCCCCAAACUACUGAAAGGAACACUUCAAUGGUGAGACAAUCUCCCCAUCACAGUUCCCUUCCCCUGCUGGAGAUUUCUCGCUAGUCAGUAAAUGCAUGCCAGGCUAACUCAUCAUAGCACCAGAGGUCCUCUGAGGUCAACACCAAUGCAGUUGUGGUAUCUUGUGGUGUAAAACACCAGGGAGCCAACCUGGGAUUGUGGGACAGGACCCCAAACUCAGGACUAUUCUGCCAAUCCUGAGACAGAUUGCCAUAUGCAACCGAGAGAUUCUCACAUGGGAUAAUUUCAACAUUAACAUGAUAUUUCACUAAAGAGAGAAUUCAAGGUGAAUUCAAAGCGAAUCAAAUUAGCCUAACUGGAAAAGUUCUCUAAAUCAUGGCUAUGCUCAUCUAUGCUUUCUUUUCAGCUACUCUGGCCUUAGAUUUGAAAUUCACUUUGAAUUCACCCUGAUUUCUUGCAUUAUUCAAAUAACCUUUUUUAUGUGAACUUUUUUUUCCACAAAUUUCUGGCAAACAUUAUAGUGAUUUACCUUUCACUUAAUUUUUAAUUCACCAGCUGCAGUCACAAGCUGUACUUCUGCUGUUAUGAUUUUUCAGUCUGAUGUGUGAUAUUGCAAUAUAAAAUGGCUCACGUUCGGAGGGCUCAGUGUGCAAAAUAAAUAGAACAGAUAAAAAGAUUGCUAUUGCUGUAUUGAUGUUCAUCGCUGUCAGGAUUAUUCUGUAAAGUGACAAUUGUGGGGAGUUUAAAGUGAAUUCAAGUGAUUUUCCACCAUCAGGACACAAUAGCCAAAUAAAAACAGAAUUGACUUGGAGUAUUUUUCUAAUUCUGCUAUAUUGUCCUAAUAUUCACAUUGAGUUUCUGGCAAUUCUCACUCUAGUAAAUAACCUUGUAUAAAAUGCAUUGAUCAAGGGGUUAAAAAUAUUAGUAAAAAAGUUUUUGAAACACAGAGGGAGAUUUUACCUUUCCUACUGGCUGACUGGUAAGGGAACGGGAUGAAGCUACUCUGCACUCUUUGAGUUAAUUGAGCAUGAGCCAGGCACGUCAUUCUUAAAGGUUUACUCCAGCCCACUGUAGUUGUUAUGGUGCCAUUCUCAGGUAAAGAGGCAAACCCAUUUUGUAAUGGUGUGCCCUCUUACCUGGGUCCCUGCCAAGAGCCAUGUUUUCUCUGGAAUAGGCUGAAUGACUCCAGUCUUUUGCAGAGCUGCAGAAGCUGAAUGCUGAUUCCACCGGGCAUUCAUUGGUUGAGAGUGGUCAGCUGAUGUGCUCCGCCAAUGAAUUCCUGUUCCGGGCUAAUGAUGUACUAAUGAUGUUCAUUGUUUAUCUAUGUUUAUGUAUCUUUUCUUAUGCACAUACAGACUCAGGCACCAUAGCCACUUCAGAACACUGCAGUGGUCAUGGUGCUUAGAGUAACCCUUUAAUAUGCUAAAAUUUACCAGGAAAUCAUUUAUAUGCUGAUUUUUAUAAAAUUAUAUUAGAUUAGGGGUUCCCAACCCAGUCCUCAAGUACCAUCUACCAGGCCAGCAAUUAGGGAUUAUCCUGUUGUGUCUCAAGUGGCUUUUUUUUUUUUUUAAACACCUUAGACACAACUGCGUAAUCCCUAAUUCCUGGACUGGUAGAGGAUACUUGAGGACUGGGUUUGGAACCACUGUAUUAGAUGGUAAUUUUCCCACUAACUAAAAAUGUAUUUUCCUCGUUACAGUAUGGAAACUCUGGAGGCCCUUUGGUUAAUUUGGUAAGUGUGGCUUUUCUGAUUUUACAUCACUAUUACCAUAUAUUUAUAAUGUCAAUGAUUGUUUCUAACUGUGUUUGUGCUGACACGGGCACUACUAUGACAAUAUAGACCCCGCCUAUAAUGAGGAUUACCAUAGCUUAAACAGAGGGGGAGAUAGGGUCUCUGUUAGAACCCCCUGACCUUAAGGCAAAAUAUAUUUUAUUCUUUUUCACUUAUUGCAGGUGAUUUUUCAUUUUGCAGUAACCUGCUCCAAAUUAGGGUGGCAAGUGAGCCAUUGUUUGCAAGGGCAGAAUCGAGGUCCCUACAGGUGACGUGUAGGCAUAGAUAUUGACUGUGGAAGAUGGCCAUGUCCCUCAUACAACUACAGUGAAGAAAUGUCAGUGUCUCUUGCAAUGUGUGGUUAUGUCAAACGUCACAAGGGUGUCCUUAAAGCGGCACUUUCAUCCCCACCUUCAAAAUGAAUAUUUCACAAAGAUAAACUCUUUAUGAAAUACUCACAUUGGCUGUGUUGGGAUUUCAAUGAAAUACAUUUGGGAUUUCAAUGAAAAAAUAUACUAAGACAAAGCAGGGACUACUUUUUCCAAGCUACCUUUUUCCAAUGCUUGACAAGCUUGAGAGCCAGGCCAAACUACCUUUAGUCAAGCCUUGUCAAGCCCUCAGACAUUAGUAUUGCUAGCUGAGAAGAAAAAGGCUCUGUCUAUAGAGGAUCCAGUGGUCUCGUGCAUGGGAGCACAAUGCUGAUGUUGGCACCAGGAGCCGAAGAGGACUGAAAGGAAGAACAUGGCGGUCACUGUAAACAACGUUUUCAGGAAAGUAUAAUUUACUGUACCCAUCAGCCACCACACUGCCGGUGGAGCCAUUACCAAAUUAUUCAAAGACCCUAGAGCCGCUUUAUUUAGUAUAAUUAAAGUAUAAUUGUAUAAUGAAACAGGAAUAUCUGAUCUGUCCUCCCUAUGGUCUAAGAUGGAGGAUAUGCAUCGGAUGAUGCUGAAGUUGCCCUUCAUAUUUCAGAAGCACACCACAUGAAGGGUUAAUAACAUAAGAUUAAUAGUAUAUAGGCAUCACAAAAGAGAUUGUGUUGAAAUGUAGCAUUGUACUAAAUCCCCUAAUGAAACCUAACCUAAUGCAGAAUGUCUACAAAAUUACCCGCCCAAUGGGCAAUUUUGUUUUUGACAUUGUAGAACCCUGUGUAACAUAUUACAAAUAUUCCUUUCUGUACUGUUAACAUUGAAAUUAACAUUUGACUCUCUCAAAGAAAACACAACCAGAAACCAAUAAUGAAGGCCAUUAUAUGUAUGCUAUGUUUUUUUACCAGAACAUGAAAUGUGGAAAAUAAACAGGGUAAUUAAGUAAGCUGUAUGUAAUUAUGUAAUUAUUUUAACUAUCUUAAAAUUUGCAAUUAAUUUAACUAUUUUUCACAGUUUUUUUGUGUGUUUUCUUUUUUAUUUAUGGGCAGAUAGAAAAACCAUAGACAAAACACAAAAUCUCAAUUUAAGUAUAAUGUAUACAUAAUGUAUUUAAUCCUUCUUUAACUUUAUUUUAAUUGUAUUAGUUCUUGGAGGCUUGAAACCAACUCCUUGUGUGAUACACUUUGAAACUAUUUGGCUCAAAAUAAGUUUUCUGACAUAAUACACCUGGGUCUGGGUAUUACACAGCUGAGAUGAGGCUUCUGUGUAUGUGCGUUAUAAACAUGUGCACAUCAAGCCAUGAUCCAAACUAAAUAAUUCAAGUUUGAGUGGGUCAGGAGAAGGGAAAGCUGUUUGGAAACUCAGAAAAAAAAGAGGUAAAAGAUGUAAACGAAAGUAUUAACUACUUCAAUGCUAAACACGCAUUGUUUAACAAAAUGUUAGUAAAGUAUGUAUUUGAAAGAUCGAAUUCAAACCAAGGAUAAGUAGGUAAUUGGGCUAAAAGCUACUAAAUGUCACUUGAAAUUGCUGUUCAGAGAUACAUAAAAAUGUAAUUAUAUACAUUUAUAUAAUUUUCAUUUUCUGUAGUUGUUCUUUGUUUACAGAAAUAAUGGGGAAUAUUAUAUUAUAUUAUUCUUAGUAAUCACAUGGAAUUAAUUUUCUUCCAACAUUUCAUCUAAAUGCCUUGAUUUACUUCACUUGGAUCCAGUGGAGGUUGGUGGAAUUUAAAAGUGGUAGGGUUUCAGACUCCUCCACCAGAAUUUGACUCCACUCUUUAACUCUGUAGCCAACAUCUUCUGACUUGUGGCAUCUGUUCACUUAACCUGAUGAACCUGACACCAAAUGGCAGUCCCUUUUCAAUACAGAGUUAGUAUACGCCCCAACAAUCAGGAGUGGAGAAUCAGAAUGGGGUGGUCAUUGCCUGAAGGCAGCACAGCACAUGCACAUUAUUAGAUGAGCUCUGGCUAUGAAUGGGCACUUUUAAUGGGCAGGCCUGCCAAUUAUGGGCUUUACCAGUGAUGCCCCACCACAAGGCAGGCACACUCAACCCAAACUCAUAACUCCCAAUGCUGAGAGGUGUGUCUCGGAGGAGGGAAGAAGGGCUCAUAAUUUCUAUUUUCCUUGCAAAUAAGUCUUAAGACAGAAGCUUUGCUAGAGAAAAAAAAAAUAUUCUGCUGUUAGAAUUUCAAGUCUUCCAAAAUUAUGCUUUAUAUGUAAAAAAAUGUUUUGCAUUGGAAAGUAAAAAUGUGUAUAUAUGGAUUUGGUAGUGCAGGGGUUAAAUGAGCUCUUCAAAAUUAAUAUUGAUUAAUUUCCAGAGUUGAUGUGUUUAAAUUUACACAGUUUUGAUUUUUCACUUAUUCGUUCAGUCUUUAUUAAAAUAUUUUUUUUAAAAGAAUACAAACCCUACCCCUAACCAUACCCCUAACCUAAUACCUAACCACAACCCUAAACCCAACCCCUAACCCUACCCCUAACCUAAUCCCUAACCACAACCCUACCCCUAGCCCAGCCGCGAAGUGCUUCGGAUUUCUGAAAAGUGGCAAAACAGGAGAGGGAGGGAAAAUUAAGGCAAUUAUAACAGGAAUCUAACCCCUAACCCAACCCUUAACCCUAGUAGGGGUAGGGGUAGGGUUAGGAUUAGGGUUAGAUUCCUGUUAUAAUUUCCUUAAUUUUCCCUCCCUCUCCUGUUUUGCCACUUUUCAGAAAUCCGAAGCACUUCGGCAAUUCGGCACUUCCGAAAUUUGUCAAUUCGGACAUUCGGAAGCAUCGAAUUGCACAUGUCUACUGAUAGCAUUAGUAACAGUAUAGCUUACUAAAACUGGCAGCAGAAUGUAAAAAGAAUAUCUGCAUUUGAGCAUAGCGCUCACAUACAGUAAACACAGUUAAAUUGUAUUUUUCUAAAAUAAAGGUAUUUAAAACUGAUAUAACUUAUAGUCCCUUUACUCCUCCCCCCUCCCUGACUGUAGUAAUAUAACUUCUUAAAAUUUCCUUUACUGUUUGGAAGCAGGGGUGAGCUGACAUUUUCAGCACACUUGCAGCCAUUAAAUUGUAAAUAGUAACCAGUGUCUUGUUGCAGAGAAAUGUGUUCUUCUACAGCAGACACAACUGGGUAAUCCCUAAAUCCUGGACUGUUAGGGGGUACUUGAAGACUGGGUUGGGAACCACUGUCCAACAGCAUAAAUGAGGCCGAGUCAGGCUUUAUUGACUAAAUUUCAUUCUGCGAAGUACAUGAAAGCAAAAAUGUCUAUACUCGAUUCUGCAUGUGAAAUGGUUAAACAAACAUUUUAAAAAUGCAUUUAAACUUCUCCUGAACGUCUUCUCUAUGAAUCUGUUAUGUAUGUAACAGUACGUAUUGUUACAUGCAAUAAGCAUGUAGUGAUGGGCUUAGAGCAUCAGGUGAAACUCUCAGUCAUUCACUGGAUGUCAAGCUAAUGCUUCCCUUUAAAUCAGCAGCUGAGAGGAAGACAGGGCAGGUGGUAUGUUGGGCACAUAUGGACACAACUUCACUGUUACACUGUUCAAAAAUGGUUUAAAACUGUGAGAUAACUGGAGUUUCCAGCAUUGAGAUGAGGUUGUUUUGGAGGUGGCAUGGCCCUUUAAGAUGAAUUAUUAAUUAUACAAUGUAUUUAUUCGUUAUACAAUGUUCUUUAUACCUUUUUUCAGAUCAUAUAAUUAAUUCUUUGUAUACUUUAUUUACAGAGUAAAACUGAUACAUUGUAACUCCAUCUGUAAUUACAAUGACUUAAUAUCCCUCUAUUUUCCAAUCUCUAAACAGGAUGGGGAAGUAAUUGGAAUAAAUACCCUUAAAGUUGCAGCUGGUAUUUCUUUUGCAAUUCCCUCUGAUCGUAUCACACAAUUCAUGACAGACUCACAUGACAAGAAGAUUAAAGGUAAAGGUACAUCAAACAAGUCUUAUACACAACUAGUGAGGGUUGUAGUUUACUCUGUAUACCUCUGUAAGGCAGAUCCCCAGAUGUUUUAAAACUGUGGCUUCCAUGAUGUUUUAUCAUUUUAACCCCUUAAAGACACAUGACAUGUGUGACAUGUCAUGAUUCCCUUUUAUUCCAGAAGUUUAGUCCUUAAGGGGUUAAAGGCAUGCAAAGCAUUAUGGGAGUUGUAGUUCUAAACAUCUAGGGAUCUACAUUUUGGACACCCCUGCUCUAAGGACUUUCAAAUAUACAAAUCUUUUUUUUAAUCCAAUUCACCAUUCAGUGUUAAUUGAAGGCUAUUCCAACCUCUAAGUUAAAGGGACACUAUAGUCACCUGAACAAUUUUAGCUUAAUGAAGCAGUUUUGGUGUAUAGAACAUGCCCCUGCAGCCUCACUGCUCAAUCCUCUGACAUUUAGGAGUUAAAUCCCUUUGUUUAUGAACCCUAGUCACACCUCCCUGCAUGUGACUUGCACAGCCUUCCAUAAACACUUCCUGUAAAGAGAGCCCUAUUUAGGCUUUCUUUAUUGCAAGUUCUGUUUAAUUAAGAUUUUCUUAUCCCCUGCUAUGUUAAUAGCUUGCUAGACCCUGCAAGAGCCUGUAUGUGAUUAAAGUUCAAUUUGGGGUUGAGAUACAAUCAUUUAUGGUAAAUUACAUCUGUUUGAAAGUGAAACCAGUUUUUUUUUUCAUGCAGGCUCUGUCAAUCAUAGCCAGUGGAGGUGUGGCUAGGGCUGCAUAAACAGAAGCAAAGUGAUUUAAUUCCUAAAUGACAGUAAAUUGAGCAGUGAAAUUGCAGGGGAAUGAUCUAUACACUAAAACUGCUUUAUUUAGCUAAAGUAAUUUAGGUGACUAUAAGGACCAAACUUCUGGACCAAACUUCUGGAAUAAAGGGGAAUCAUGACAUGUCACACAUGUCAUGUGUCCUUAAGGGGUUAAGCUUAAAUAAUAAUAAUAAAAAAAAAAAUUAAAAAACCUCUGGAUCUUACUGCUAUCCAUGUGUUUAUUUCCUGCUCUCUUACCGGUCAGAUUUUUUUUUACUAUCAUGUACAGUCACUGCUUUAAAUAAGAGCCAAUAUUCUAGAUUUAAUUGUAAUACUUGUAAUGCCUGUUUAAAUUUUCCAACAGAGAGGAGGUUUAUGGCUAAGAAAGGGUAAGAUUUUGCAAACUGCUGCAAAUAGGGUGCUCCAAAAAUCAGCCGACAAGGGACAACCUCAAGUGUUUUACAUUAUGUUUAAACCAGUAAAUAACCAUGUACUAAUCAAGAAGUGAAAAUAAUUAAUGGUGAUGCAUGUCUCUUUGCAGAACUAUAGCAUUUUACCUUUGUAGUAUAGUGAAUAUUUCUCUUUGUAUUUACAUAGUAUGUAUGCCAAAAUAACCUGGCCUUGUUGAAAAGUUUUUUCAAAUAUAUUUUCAAAAACACUUCUUAUAACAUUAUUAAAAUUAAUGUAUUGCAGCAUAGAGCGCUAAUCAGCAUAUGUUUCUUUAAAUAUAAUUAGAGUGGAAAUAACUCGUUUGCUUAGGUUUCUCUUCAUACAUAUGAUAAAUCUUGGUUCUAAUUAUUUUAUUAACGUCCUGAUAGUAUUUAUUUCUGGUAAGUAUUAUAACAAGUAUAGCAGAUACAAUCCUGUGCACUUGCUAACUAGAUACUUAUUAUAUUAAAUACAUUUUAGUAGACAAUGCUAAAUAACUUUUUGGCAACAUCUGUUUUCACAGAUGGAAAGAAGCGUUUCCUUGGGCUAAAGAUGUUGACAAUUACUCCAACGUAAGUUUUAAAAUAGAUAUUGUAAAAAUCCCUUUCUGUGUUUCUUUGCAAACUGUUGGAGGGUUCAUGUUUCACUAUCUCGCAUGCUAGUAUUAAAUCUUUUUAACCCUUCGAGCGGGGGACAUUCUGAAUUUUAUAUGCGAAGUUACAUGUCCCUUAUGAUAAGAAUCCUGAUGUUUUUAGCUGUUGGCUGAUGGGUGUUAACAAAACUGACAUGAAACUUAAAAAUGCCCCAAUUUGUGAGAAUGUAUAUACUAAUCAGUUGGAGUAGGUGAAGUUAAUGUUAAUUUUAUCCACUAUGACUCAAAUUGCUACACUCCCAAACGGACCGGUUGGUUUUAAGAUGUGUUUAGAUUUUUUGGCUUAACAUUUUAUCUGUUUGAGAAUGGAUUCACAAAAAACAUGCCUUACAUGGGAAAGCAAAGUGUACGCUCAAGAUCUUAAGUUUGCGAGGGACUAAAAGAGGGGCAACUGGUUGCCCCUCCACCUGUCAGUCAAAGUGUUAAAAUAGUUAGUUGAUAUGUUGUUUUAUGAAAGAACAGGAUGAUAUAUGAUAACAUUGGUAUGUAAACUUAGUUAUAGUAUUAAAAAAAAUACUAAUUUCUUAUCUGACCUGUUCAGAUAUUUGGAAUUAAUUCCUGAUAAUAUCAUGAUUUGUCAUUUUAGACUUGUUGAAGAGCUCAAGUUAAACAAUCCUGAUUUUCCAGAUGUUAACAGUGGAAUAUAUGUACAUGAAGUACUGCCCAACUCACCAUCCCUAAGGUAGGUUUGAUCCAGCAAUGAAAAUGUUCUUAAAUCAAAUAUACUAAAUUAUAUUGUGUUAGCUACUUGCAGAACUGGCUUAUAAGUCAGGUUGAGUCCAAGAAACCAGGUGGCCUUUUAGGGGUCAUCACUUCAGGAACUAAGGGAGCAGCAGAUUCAGCUGAAAACACCCCCAAAAUUAGAAGGGAGUUGGGGGAUGGGGAGAAGUUGUGAAUAUGUGCAUGCCUGUAUAAUUGAGUGAAUGUCUGUUUGUCAGAAGAGCUGGCUACAUUUGGCUCGGGGGACAUUUGCAAACAAAUAAUCCAAUUUGAGACCAAAUGAUUAAAUUCCACUCCCUGUGUUAAUUUUAUUGUAAAUGGUUUACACUAAUACUGCAAGAGCUAGAAUAGAAAUAUCUUAAAAUAAUGUAGAUCGCAGAUCGCCACUUUCUGACAUUUGGCUGACACCGAAUGCAUUCAUGGAAUGCUUGAUCAUGCAUUCAUAAAGUUGGACAUAACGGAUGACAUGGAAUGCUUUGGUUAAUCCUUUUUUAAAGCCACAGUGUAGACUAAACAUAUGUGGACCAACAACCUUUGUGAUUACAUAAGUUAAAAAUCUUCAUAUCAAACACUAAAUUUGUAGUUGGUAAGUAUAAUUUUAGUGUCAUGUACAUAUUUAAUAUAAGUAUUGUUUAGCUUUUAAAGCACUCAGUAUCAAACCUGAGUGCUUUGAAGAAGACGAUCAUGCAGUAGAAGUAGUAUAGAAUAGUAUGUGGAUAACUAGCAGAUAUCUUGUAUCAUACAUGGAUCUUAGAUUCCGGUUAUUCUCUCACCUGUGCCCCCUUCCUCAACUCCUUCCACCCCUUGUAUAUAAGUCAGCCAAGUAUGCCAUAUCUUCCUAUAUUUAUAAAACAUUUAUAACUAUGCCCAUCUCAAAUCUUAGGAGAGAUAAUAGUCUAUUUUAAGGAACCAAUUCCUUUUGUAAGGUGACUUUGUGGUCCUUAGGAAAUAUAGUAGGGAACGUUUGUAUUUAGCAGGUGAGAUUAGGUAUGUAUGUAAGAGAAGUAUGCCUAAAUUGUGAGGUAUGUUGUCCCCUAGUUCCCAUUUCUCCCACCUCCCUUCAGCUUUUGCUCAAUUCCCCACAUGUCCACCUCCACCAAAUGUGCUGUAGUGUACCUGUGUCUUUCCCGAAUCUCCAACACAUUUGUAAUUGUGCUGGACAGGACCAGUGGAUGUCAUCAGGUGUAAUAUACCUAGAGAGUAACUUCUAGUAAGUUUCCUGAAGAGGAAAACCAGGGUGGGAGUGAAAGAUAACCGAAAAGAUUUUCAUCCUGUCUUCCUCCAUAAAGGAAGUGGGUAAUAGUUCCAGAUCUGGGCAAAAGAGGGUAAUCACAAGUGAAUCAGUGAAUCAUUGGUUGGAGGAGUUUAUAACACUGAGAAGUAACCUGUAGAAUUGCUUGAUCAUGACGACAUAGCUGUUCAAAUUUAGUUUCACUCUUUAGGCCAGAAUCCGGUACAUUUAGAGUCUUUAAUGUUUUGCCGUAUAGGCCUUUGCCAUUUAGCUAAUUCCAAGAUAGUCUCCAGUUUGCCAUCCUAGAAAACACUAGCAAGGUUUUAUUAUUUUAAGGGUAUUAUUAACAUUCACAUUGAUAAUACUGGAAUUGGCUGCAAAGUAGACUUGAAAUGCAAUGAAUGUCAGCACACAAAGCUGUUAUUAGAGGGGUAUUCAUUAGGAGAGCUUCCUACCUUAAGAAGCAAUCACAAACCAAAAUACUCACCCUCCUCAGGGCCUUGAGAGACAUCACGGCAUCUCACUACUUAGUUCCAACCCCAACCAAAGCAGCACAAAUAGCCCAAACCCAAAAAGAAAUGAAUGAUUUUAACAUAUCCCGCACAACGCAUUACCUGCACAAAAUCUCACAAUACUUAAUGAAAGUGGUACUUCCGCACAAGACCAAAAUUGCCAAUUGAAGGACCCUAUUUCCCUACCAGAAAUAGAGCAAGUAAUCAGGGACUUACCUUCACUCAAAUCACUGGGCCCGGAUGGGUUCCUGGAUGUUUAUUUACCAGAGAUUCUCCUCUAUUCUUUUCCCUCUUUUCAAUACAGCCACAGAAAACAAUCACUCCUGAAAGAAAUGCUUGAGGCAAAUGUAGCCACCUUACCCAAACCAGGCAAACCCCUGACUAAAUGCACUAAAAUUUAGGCCCAUUUCCCUAUUAAAUUCCAAUCUGAAGAUCAUGGCUAAAAUAUAUGGGAACAGGCUAAGUUCUAUUCUCCCUACCAUCAUACAUUCAGACCAGGUCGGGUUUAUUAGCGGUAGGUAAGGGGCAGAUGGAACAUGCAAAGCACUCACACUUUUACACAGCAUGCACAAACUAUCCAAUAACAAUAUAUUAUUGUCCCUAGAUGACGAAAAGGCUUUCGACCGCCUGCAUUGGUCUUUCCUGCAGACGGUCCUGGAAAAAUGUAAUUUCCAAUCCCAUUUCUCAGCAGUAGUCAAGGCAUAGCAAUCCCACAGUCAGGGUCUUCAAUACAGUCUUUAGAUCUGACCCCUUUCACAUUACAAAUGGGACUAGGCAGGGUUGCCCCCGUCACCCCUACUGUACAUAAUCGCGCUGGAACCAUUAGCGGCCAUGAUACGAUCUGACAAGAACAUACAAGGGGUACAUAUUGCAGACAAAGAAAUGAAACUGAACCUUUUUGCAGAUCAUAUACUCUUAACCCUCACUAACCCCUCAACAUCGCUGCUGGCAUUCCAUGACAUGAAAACACAGGCCAUGGGGGUGGGGAUGGACGAUACCUACUUAUAUGACUGGUGAACCGACUAUGUGACAUUCCUUGGGAUUAAGCUCCCUUUUCAAUUAUCCCAACUUUACCACCUAAACUAUGUUUAAUUAAGUAAAGAUGUUUCUGCAAUUCUACAUAAUUGUAAACCUAAAUUCAUCUCCUGGUACGGACGAAUAGCAGCAGUUAAAAUGGUCAUUUUACCAAAACUGCAAUACCUGUUCAGAACAGUCCCAUUAAUAGCCCCGUCUGCAUAUUUCAAGGCUUUACAAAAGCAGAUAAACAUGUUUGUCUGAAAUGGAAAAAGGCAUAGGAUAGCAGUGUCCACGUUCUAUAGGGCUACAUGCAAUGGAGGCAUGGGCCUACCCAACCUGCAACUUUAUUACAAAACAGCAAUUUUAAACAGUCUAGUGUCAGCUCAACAAUACCCCAACAUACCGUAGUGGGUUCAAAUUGAGCAAUACUGGACAAUGCGGCAUAUCCACUCUAAUUUGGCCACCCCUGUCCCAAAGGCCAGACCUGACACAAGCACUUCCCACCACAAACACAACCCUAACUAUUUGGGACACCUCACGGAAACUCCUGUGCAGCUGCCACCCUACCUCAAUGGCUACGCCUAUCAAGACCUUAUGCUUACUAAUCCCUGAGUUUAAUUUUAAAACAUGGAACAGUUGUAACCUUACAUAUCUUUUCAAUCUACAAACUCAAGGGAAACUGCUGCAGAUGGUGUUUUUAACACUAUAGGGUCAAGACUAUGUGUUUUAAGGAUUAAGCUGGUUUUGUCUUUUUGUCAAAAAGAAAAUAUUACAUCACCUAUAGAAUUAGAGACAAAUGUUGACAUGUCUUGUUCUGGGUGUUUGAAGAUAAAGUAUAUAGUUUACUUAUAUAUUAUACAGAGUAUACUAAUAUAUUAAAGGGAACCAAUAGUCACCUGAACAACUACAGCUUAUUGCAUUUGUUCUGGUGAGUAGAAUCAUUACCUUCAGAGAAAAUUUAGUGUUUACAUUACAGCCUAGUGAUAACUUCACUGGCCACUCCUCAGAUGGCUGUUAGAUGUGCUUCCUAUCUCAAUCUUGCCUAGUGUGCAUCACAACAUUCAGUAUCUCGACCCUCUGAACUUUCCUCAUAGAGAUUCAUUGAUUCAGUUCAUCUCUAUGAGGAUAUGCUGAUUGGCCAGGGCUGUGUUUGACUUGUGCUGGCUCUGCCCCUGAUCUGCCUCCUUCACAGUCUCAGCCAAUCAUAUGGGGAAGCAUUGUAAUUGGCACAGAACAACACUUCUGAUGAUGUCAGCAGGCAGCUUGCUAUUCUGAGGCAGACAGGGUCAGAGCCAGCAGCUUCGGGCUUGAAUACAAGUAAGAUUUUACUAUAUUUAGAGAGGCAAGAGAGGGCCAGCGGAGCUAGAUGGUGGUUUUAACACUAUAGGGUCAGAAAUAUAUGUUUCUGUUCCUGACCCUAUAGUGCUCCUUUACUUACUGGCUCAUGAAAUGUGGUAAUUGUUGCAUUUUACAAAAAUAUUUUCUCUUGCUACUGAAUGUCACAAGUAAGUGCUAAUAAUGGGAACUGACACUUUUACACCGUUCUCUCCUUCCUGCAGAGGUGGACUUAAACACGGGGAUAUCAUUGUCAAAGUGAAUGGACGCCCGCUGCUGACUUCAAAUGAUUUGCAUGAGGCUGUUCUCAAUGAAUCUCCUUUAUUACUUGAAGUGCGACGAGGGAAUGAUGAUAUGCUUUUUAAUAUAGAACCUGACGUUUCAAUGUAGUUUGAGAAAUCUACAUUCCCAAGUUGGAUAAAUUGUCCUAAACUACAAAAAUCUGAUUGAUGGAAUUAAAAUUUACAAAACUGGUGGACUUCGCAAACUCAGAACAAUGCAGGAAACUAGAAUGUGUUAUCUUUCUAAUUCACACUUCCUUUCUUUAGGGUUUGUUUCUUGCAUUAUAUGUAUAUUUUAAACAAUUGGAACUAACUAAAUUUAACUUAGACAUGGAUACAUUGUAUUCAUCAGUAUGAAAUAAUUUUCAAAAGAUUUUUUGUUGUGUUUUUCUGUAUAUUUUUUUUUUAUUCUCUGGGCUGAAUUAAGCCAUCAAGACUGUUUAUGGCCCCAAUUCUUGAUUAAAAUGUGAUUUAAAAAAACCAAAAAAAACAUUUUAUUACAUCAUUCAUUAAUAGGAUCUAUAAUUCAACCAAGAUCCCGGAAGAUACGUCUCUAUGAAUUACUCUGUUCUAGGGGAUUACAUUGAUUGCUUGAAUCAUGUCAGCAUUUUAUCUUAUAUGAAGAACUUAGAGGCCAGUCUAAAUGCUGAGAAUUUUUUUACAUCAUAAAUGUAAAUGACAACUAAGGAACACUGUUAUGAAACCUGCUGCAAAUGUGUUUUCUUAGGCCAGUAGAAUAUGUAUAUAAAUGUUUUAACGUGUAUGUGAAAUAAAAUAUAAGCACUUAUACAAAAAUA